Phlebotomus papatasi is the source of this 980-nucleotide messenger RNA. Its product is annotated as mediator of RNA polymerase II transcription subunit 6-like. Lineage: Eukaryota; Metazoa; Arthropoda; Insecta; Diptera; Psychodidae. Gene Ontology annotation, molecular function: transcription coactivator activity. Gene Ontology annotation, cellular component: mediator complex; core mediator complex. The record is from RefSeq and is a predicted model, not a curated record. The transcript is spliced from 4 exons. Bases 104 to 943 code for a protein of 279 amino acids. Gene Ontology annotation, biological process: regulation of transcription by RNA polymerase II.
AGUGUAAUCAGCUGUCAAAUUAAUGUAAACAUCCCGUAUGUGUUUUUGUUUCCAUCAGCCAAAUCGCUUGCACAAUUUUAAUUGUUUUUCUUAAAAAUAAACAAUGAUGCCUGGUCGGUUGGGUAUGCCAAUUGCCCAGGAACCACUAUGGAUCUCUUGGCAUGACUCCAAUUGGAUUCCCAUCCUCAAUCCCACAAAUGUUAUGGACUAUUUCUCUGAGAAAUCCAAUCCCUUCUACGAUAGAACGUGCAACAAUGAACUGGUUAAGAUGCAGAGGCAAAGUCUUGAGCAUCUCAACAAUAUGAUUGGUGUUGAAUUUAUCCUGCUACAUGUGCAGGAUCCUAUCCUGUAUGUGAUCAGGAAGCAGCACAGACACUCUCCUACAGAAGCUACACCUCUAGCGGAUUAUUACAUUAUCGCUGGGACUGUUUAUCAAGCUCCGGACUUAGCUAGUGUUUUCAAUUCGCGGCUUUUGUCUGCUGUUCAUCAUCUCCAGAGUGCUUUUGAAGAGUCUUCGGGUUACUCUAGGUAUCAUCCGAACAAGGGCUACACAUGGGAUUUUUCAUCCAACAAAGCACUUGCUGACAAAUCCAAGACGCAGGCGAAGAAGGAACCAGCUCCCGUGAAGGAAGAAGCCAGUUCGCUAUUCCAAAGGAAACGAGUUGAUAUGCUUCUCGGAGAAUUAAUUAGGAAGUUUCCUCUGCCGCUUCCACCAUCACAGCAGAACCCUGCACAUCAUCAGCAAACGGGAAAUGUGAAUGGGAAUAUUAAGAAAGAACCAGAGACAGACACAAAACCCGACAUCAGUGGUCAAGAAACGACUCAGACAAAUGGAGCCGGAGAAGGAGAAAAUGGAGCUCCAAGCAAUCUUCUCACUGAGAUUAAACAAGAGAACAAGAGUGAGAUGAAGCCUCCUCCAGAGAAAAAGAUGAAAUUUAACUAGAAAUAAUUUUAAGAAAAUAAACAAGAAUAAUCCGGAA